AUGCGGAAAAAAAACAGAAACCUGCGCUCUAGUGGUGGUGACGAAGGCGGGAUAACUUCUGGUCUAUCAAGUAGACACCCAUUCUCGAUUCCUAAGCGCAAUGGAUUUGUUUCUGUUGGCGAAAGCUGUAUUCUGAAGACAAAUCAUUUUAAACCAUCGACUUAUUGUGACAAUAUUUACCGAUAUGAGGUAUUUAUGAACUAUGAGUUUCUGUCAUCUGGCCCCUCUCAUGCUACCGCCAUCUCAUGUGGUGUCAAACGUGCUGUUAUGAGAAAGCUUUGCAAGAUGUAUAGGGAAUCACAUUUGCGUGGCCGGCGUCCUGCAUAUGAUGGAAGGAACAGGUUAUAUGCAUCUGGACCGUUUUCAUUUGAAUCUGAGACCUUUGUUAUAACAUUACAAAAUGAGGAAGAUAGUCUUGAUUAUGGGCAAACCCCACAGAGGCCCACGACAGUGUUUUCUGUCACGAUAACUUACAAUGCAUUUUUGACCGGAGCAAUUGACAGUGAAGAAUUCAUUCAAGCAUGCAACACUGUUCUGUGUGAAUCUCCAAUUGAAGGGCAUUUCCGAGUCGGUCGAUCAUUUUAUCGAUCUAGUGCGAUGUUCCACGAACUUGGUGGAGGCUUGAAAGGCUGCUGUGGUUUUUAUCGAAGCAUACAACGCAGUCAGAUGGGACUUUCACUAAAUAUCGAUACUUCCUAUAAAGCAUUCAUCAAGCCUCAACUCGUGAUUGAUUUUGUUGCCGAGCUUCUUUGCAGACGCAUCUCCGAUGGCCCCAUAAAUUAUAUUGAACGCCUGAAGAUCGCGAAAGCUUUGCAUGGUAUAAAGGUUUAUGUCACACAUAGGGGCGAUGUGCGUAAGAAGUACCGUAUAUCUGGCCUUUCAUCAGAAGGGGCAAGCAAGCUAUCUUUUCCAGUUGGUGAUCAUGGAACUCAGAAGACAGUAAUGCAAUACUUCCAGGAGAAACAUGGCUAUGAUAUUCAGCAUUUUGUUUUGCCUUGCUUGCAAGUUGGUAAUCAGCAGAGGCCAAAUUACCUGCCAAUGGAGGUCUGUAAGAUAGCCGAGGGACAACACUACAGAGAACAGUUAAAUGAGGAACAGUUAUCUGCUCUUCGUGAAGUUACUUGCCAGCGCCCCAUAGAGAAGGAACUGGCCAUUUUACAGACUUCAAAAUUAUACAAUGCGGACCCAUAUACAAAGGAAUUUGGCAUAACUUUUUAUAACAAACUCACAACAGUUGAAGGUCGUGUGCUACCUCCUCCUUACCUUAAAUUUCUUGAUCGCACUGGCAAAAAUGAUGUAUUAGUGUUACCAAAAGUCGGCAAGUGGGACAUGUGGUGCAAGAAAAUGGUCAAUGGAGGAGUAGUUAACACCUGGGCAUGCAUUAACUUUGCUUGGGAAGUCACAGAUGCUCAUGCUCUGAAUUUUUGUGAUGAGUUGGUGCUGAUGUGCAAUGUAUCCGGGAUGGACUUCAGGCCUGAACCUGUGCUCCCUGUAGCAGCUUAUGACCCUAAAUCCGUAGCACGGUCACUCAAGAAACACCAUAAACGUGUCAUGAACAUACUUGGACCACGGCGCCAAAAACUCGACCUGCUGAUUCUAAUAUUGCCUGACAAUAAUGGCACUCUUUAUGGUGACAUCAAAAGAAUAUUGGAGACAGAUAUUGGAGUGGUCUCUCAAUGUUGUCUUGCAAAACAUGUUUUUAUGCCAAAAAAACAGUAUUUUGCGAAUGUUGCCCUUAAAAUUAAUGUUAAGGCCGGAGGGAGAAAUACGGUACUUGUUAGUGCUUUGGAGAGGAAACUCCCCCGUAUUGGUAAAAUACCGACUAUCAUAUUUGGCGCUGAUGUUAGUCAUCCACAUCCUGGAGAAGGAUGUUCUAGUCCUUCCAUUGCAGCUGUUGUUGCUUCUCAAGACUGGCCUGAGAUUACCAAGUAUGCUGGAUUAGUCAGUCCACAAACCCAUCGGGAAGAAGUCAUAAAUAACCUUUUUAAUGAAGAAACUGGUGGAAUGAUCAAAGAGCACCUCAUUUCUUUCAGGAGGGCAACUGGAUGCAUACCUGGGAGAAUCAUAUUUUACAGGGAUGGUGUCAGCAAUGGACAGCUUAAUCAGGUUUUGGAUGUUGAACUUUCUGCCAUAAAAAAGGCCUGUGCAUCCCUGGACCCUUGCUAUAGCCCACGAGUUACCUUUGUUGUCGUUCAGAAACGUCAUCAUACCCGUCUGUUUUCUGAUAACUAUGAUGUUGUGAGUACAAUUUAUGGAAGUGGAAAUGUACUGCCUGGUACAGUGAUUGAUAAAGAAGUAUGCCAUCCCACUGACUUUGAUUUUUAUUUGUGUAGCCAUGCUGUCACUAAGGGAGUGAGCCGACCUGUGCGUUAUCAUGUUCUGUGGGAUGAAAACAAGUUUACGGCUAACGCUUUGCAAACGCUCACAAACCACCUAUGCUACACGUAUGCGAGAUGCACCUCUUCUGUUUCAGUUGUGCCUCCUGUCUACUAUGCACAUCUUUUGGCUUCGCGGGGACGACUUUAUAUUAAACGAGGGCAUGAGGGAUCCUUUCCCGUUCUCAGUGAAAAUGUGAAAGGUGUUAUGUUUUUCUGCUAA
Messenger RNA from Triticum turgidum subsp. durum (durum wheat), 2598 nucleotides. The record is from the annotation of a GenBank genome assembly. NCBI's taxonomy places the organism in Eukaryota, Viridiplantae, Streptophyta, Magnoliopsida, Poales, Poaceae.